Messenger RNA from Strongylus vulgaris, 1341 nucleotides. The record is from the annotation of a GenBank genome assembly. Lineage: Eukaryota; Metazoa; Nematoda; Chromadorea; Rhabditida; Strongylidae.
UCGCUAAAGAUCAUGCUCGAAGGAAUGCUAUUAGAAGAAAGUAUUAAUGAUGAUGAUAAUGAUAGUCAUAUGGUAACUCGAGUAUGCGGAGCCAAUGGUGAAUGGCAGGAGUCCAAUUACAGUCAGUGCAUUGCAGUAGUCGAAGAGUACAAGCACUGUAUAGCGGGAUUUUGUCGUGCGGUAAGUCACCUUAGGAACGUUGCACCUUUUCAUACCUUGAAAGGACUUUCACGCUCCCUUCAUAGUGCAGCAUCCAUCGUUGCCUUAAUCAAGCAUGAAUUCAUUUCGUCACUUUACCUCAAGGGACCUUUCGGUUUCCGUGGCGCAAUUUUCGUUUCACGCUGUUGCCCCGAUCUUCUUCGAGAGGUCGUCAUCUCCGUAUCCCUGACGCUUUCCAUAGUAUCUGUGACCCUUCUAGUUGCAGCUAUAUUACUCUUCUCCAUAUUCGAUUCGAUUCAAUGUCGUCGACUAUCGAUUCACAAAAACCUUGCCACUGCGUUUGUGUUUCGAUUCGCUAUGUUUGCUAUUUGGACCAUUUUGCAGUCAACAAACCUUUUCUCAGAUUGUACAUCAUUUCUUCCUCAACCUCUUUGGCAAUGGGAAUGGAUAUGCAAAACAGUCCUCUGGUUCGUAAUAUACUUCCAGGUGGCCUCUGUCAUGUGGAUGCUGAUCGAAGGAGCCUAUCUGUACAGUCGAUUUACGGUUUUUGCAAUGCGUCAUAAUGAUGCCCCUUGGUUUUUAUACAUGUUAUGUGGAUGGGGUGUUCCUGUGAUUGUGGUGAUGUGCUGGACUGUGGUGCACGAGUACAAGUCACGACAACAAAAUUCUUUUUGUUGGCUUCCUUAUGCUCAAGGAAGUCAUAUGUGGAUCCUCUCCGGAACAAUGGGCUUCGCUCUUAUUAUGAAUUUCAUUUUUUUACUCGGGAUUGUGGUCAUUCUAGUACAGAAACUGCGAACUGAAAACUCGGCUGAAUCUAAAAAAAUCUGGCGAACGAUAAAAGCUACUCUUUUGCUUGUUCCACUGCUUGGAAUCUCAAAUAUUCCCUUGUUUUAUGAGCCAGAGCAAAGAAGUGCCGUCUACAUGCUAGGAUCCGCAAUUUUCCAGAACUCACAGGGUAUUUUCAUCUCUGUCCUCUACUGUUUUUUGAAUAUCAGUUUUUUGAAUUCUGAUGGCGGAUAUUUUAAGACCACGGCAGCGUUUCGAUACGGAAAGGACAUAUGUACCAGAGUACAGAAAUAUCACGAAACAUGGAAUGCCGAUGGAGGAACUGAAUGGCACGAAAAGGGUACCUCAAGAAACCACACCGUUAAACCAGGGAUUCUUAAGGACUCAACUAAGUAA